Molecule: messenger RNA, 1039 nt
Organism: Elaeis guineensis (African oil palm)
Lineage: Eukaryota; Viridiplantae; Streptophyta; Magnoliopsida; Arecales; Arecaceae
Product: vacuolar protein sorting-associated protein 2 homolog 1
Biological process (GO): vacuolar transport
Source: RefSeq, a predicted model, not a curated record
CCGUCAGAUCCUUGCCGCGUCUGGAAGGUCGAUUGGUCGAAGCAAAACCUUUCCGAAAAAUAAUAAUAAUAAUAAAGGAAACAGCAAAGAAGAACGGGGAGAGAACGAAGAGAAGCUCUCCCCCUUUCUUCUAAUAAUUCUCUCCAUCAGAUCGAUCUAGCAAGAAAAGGAGAGAGUGGAAAGAGAACAAAUCGGAAUUUUCCACGAUGAGUUUUCUCUUCGGCAAGAAGAAAACCCCCGCAGAGCUGCUGAGGGAGAACAAGAGGAUGUUGGAUAAAUCGAUAAGGGAAAUAGAAAGGGAGAGGCAAGGACUGCAAACCCAGGAGAAAAAGCUUAUCACGGAGAUCAAGAAAGCGGCCAAGCAAGGGCAGAUGGGAGCUGUAAAAGUAAUGGCCAAGGAUCUUAUUCGAACAAGACAUCAGAUCACGAAGUUUUAUGCUCUGAAAUCACAGCUCCAAGGUGUAUCGCUUAGAAUUCAGACAUUGAAAUCAACCCAAGCGAUGGGUGAGGCUAUGAAAGGUGUUACUAAGGCAAUGGGACAGAUGAACAGACAGAUGAACCUACCAGCAUUGCAGAAGAUAAUGCAAGAAUUUGAAAGGCAAAAUGAGAGGAUGGAAAUGGUCAGCGAGGUGAUGGGAGAUGCCAUUGAUGAUGCCUUGGAAGGUGAUGAGGAAGAAGAAGAAACAGAAGAACUUGUGAGUCAGGUUCUUGAUGAAAUUGGAAUCGACAUUAAUGCAGAGCUUGUCAAAGCACCAACAUCUGCAGUGGCUCAACCAGUGGCAGCUAACAAGGUUGCUCAAGCUGAAACAGCUGGGACCAAUGACAGCGCAAUAGACAGUGAACUGCAGGCAAGAUUAGACAAUCUAAGAAAAAUGUAAUAAUCUUAACAGCAUGUGACUGAUGUGAUGCCACAGCGGAUCACUAGCAUCUAGCACAAUGUAUUAUAGUGUGAUUGGGAAAAACUUCUUCCAUAAAAUAGUUGCACCGGUGUAUGUUUUAUCAAGACAUCUAAUAAAUUAUUGCUUGCAAGCCUAUCAUC